AUGCAUUUACUUCUGCUCUGGGCUGUGGCAGGCCUUUUACGAUCCACACUCGCCUGUACCGCACCAGAAGCGGUUGAUGUGGCAAUCGUCGGAGGCGGGCUGGCGGGACUGAGUGCUGCAGUUCAGCUCGCCGCCGCAAACAAGUCAGUUAUGGUAAUCGAAGCACGUGACCGAGUUGGCGGCCGAGUUCUCAACGUUGAGCUUCCCAACGGAGGCAUCAUCGAGGCUGGCGCAGAGUUCAUUGGACCCACGCAGGACCGUGUUAUUUCGCUUGCAGCGGAGCUCGGCCUUGGGACAUUCGCAACGUACAACACCGGCGAGAAUGUGUUGUGGCACAAUGGCACGAGGUUGACUUACUCGACUGCCGGUCCUGAUGUCGCUCCACCCAUCGAUACCCUUAGUCUCAUUCAGCUGGCCACGGCGUUGGCUGAGCUCAAUAGCAUGGCUCUGGAGAUCAACGCCUCUGCACCAUGGACCCAUCCCAGAGCCGUUGAGUGGGAUAGUAUGACUUUUGGUUCGUGGCUCGACAAUGCGACUCCGCUCCAAUCAGCACGUUUUUUGUUCGAUGUUGCGACAACCUCGAUCUUCGCGGCGGAACCGCGUGACCUCUCGCUCCUGUACACACUUGCUUAUAUUGCCGCUGCAGGCAACGAGACGACUCCAGGGACCUUUGAGCGACUGACGGCUACAGCUGGUGGGGCUCAGGACCGGCGCGUGACAGGUGGCACGCAACUGCUCGCUGUUAGGCUGGCAGAGCGGCUAGGCAUGGAACACAUUUCCCUAAGCACGCCAGUGCGACAUAUCAAGAGAAUAGACGAGGGUUACAAAGUCACAGCUGACGGCCUCGCGCUACGGGCCAAGCAGGUCGUGAUUGCAAUGUCGCCUCCACUUGCCGCCCGAAUCGACUAUGAACCAAUCCUGCCUGCAAUCCGUGAUCAGCUAACGCAGAGGCUCCCAAUGGGCUCGAUGGGCAAAGCAGUCGCCCUCUACGACACUCCGUUCUGGCGUGACGAUGGCUUGAACGGCCAGGCUGCAAGCGACACUGGGAUCGUGCGGUCAACAUUCGACAGUUCGCCGGAGGAUGGCUCAUACGGCGCGAUGUUGGGGUUUAUCGCAGCCGACCAGAUGCGCAAAUUCGACGCGAAAUCUGAAGACGAGAUCAAAGCUGAGGUUGUUAAGGACUUUGUCAAUUACUUCGGACCGAAAGCCGCGAGUCCGACGUCGUGGGUCAUCCAGAGAUGGGAUAAUGAGAAGUUCUCACGGGGCGGCCCUGUAGCGUUCGCCCCGCCUGGAGUUCUCACGCAGCACGGUCCAGCGCUGCAGCAGGGAUUUGAGGGCAUUCAUUUUGCUGGAACGGAAUCGGCUCCGUAUUGGAUAGGAUAUAUGGAUGGUGCUAUUCGGUCGGGUGAGCGGGUUGCGAAGGAAGUUCUUGAAACAUCUUGA
Molecule: messenger RNA, 1443 nt
Organism: Endocarpon pusillum Z07020
Lineage: Eukaryota; Fungi; Ascomycota; Eurotiomycetes; Verrucariales; Verrucariaceae
Exons: 1
Coding region: 1-1443 (480 amino acids)
Molecular function (GO): oxidoreductase activity
Source: RefSeq, a predicted model, not a curated record